This is a messenger RNA of Trypanosoma grayi, 501 nucleotides long. RefSeq lists its product as hypothetical. Bases 1 to 501 code for a protein of 166 amino acids. NCBI's taxonomy places the organism in Eukaryota, Euglenozoa, Kinetoplastea, Trypanosomatida, Trypanosomatidae. The record is from RefSeq and is a predicted model, not a curated record. The transcript has a single exon.
AUGGCAAUCGCCACGGGCAGCUGCAGGAUCGCCGUGUUCUGCUGCGCGUUGUCAGCCUUCCGCAUCUCGCCACGCACGUUGCUGAUGGUGUGCACGUUGCCGCGCAGCUCCCCGCCAACCGGGCGGCUCUUGCGUGAGCCGUCGCCAAUGAAUUCGUACAGCUGCGGCAGCACGUCGUCCUCCAUCACGUGCAGCACACGUGCGUUGCGGUACUUGAGACGCUUUACGCGCAGCGCAGCAGCCGCCUCAUCAUCAUCAUCAUCGUCAUCGUCUUCUUCCCCAUCAUCGACUGAGAUAUUGCCAGCGCCCACACCAUCGGAUUGCUCGGCCGCCGCCGCCGCCGCCGCUGCUGCUGUCAGGCCCGCGCGUGCCUCCUCGUCGCUGCCGCUGUCAAGGAAGUGGAAGUGGUCGAGCACCAUCACCACACCGCGCAGCAUGGGCAGCCGCAGCGAGGCAUUCUCGCGCGCGUUCAGCAGCAACAGACUCAGCACACGGUGGUAG